Messenger RNA from Adineta ricciae, 1014 nucleotides. The record is from the annotation of a GenBank genome assembly. Lineage: Eukaryota; Metazoa; Rotifera; Eurotatoria; Adinetida; Adinetidae.
AUGAGUGCAGCACGGCCUGAGACACCAUCAACGUGUGAACUUACACGAAGCCUAAACGAUCUAGCUGAACAAACUCGAUUGUCGUUGCAUAAAAUCGAAAAAAGUCGUCAGAAGGCACUCAAAAAGGCUGAGGAAAGUCAACUUGAUCACAUCAACGAACGUUACGAUCAAUUAAUGCAACUUAACGAACGCGUUCAAAAGCGCUUGUCAGUAGAAGCUUGCCAGACUUACAUCGAUUUGCAUUCACAGGACACGGAUGAAGUUAUUGCCACAGAACAAAUGAUCAAAUCUAUUUCUGACGAUAUUUGGCAGUUACGAUGGAACACUUCAUCGAAAAUACUGAGAGUAUCAUCAAUAGAAGCAGCAAACGAUGAUGUCGAAAAGCAUGUUGGUUUCUCUCCAUUGUUUGAACAUGCAGCAACAGAUACAUUGAAAACAAAAGAUAAAUGGGUUGGUGGAUGGGCAGAACAAGCAGCUUUGGCAAGUAAGGCAACAAAUGCUAAUAAUACUCAACAGUCAAAAUCGAAAAGACUUCUGAGAGUCGAGCCUUGUGAAAAACUUAUUAACUUGUUCUCAUCAGGUGCACAUCCCAACGAUGUGAAGAGUUAUCUAAAGAAUUUUUUCGUGUUAACAAAGAAAAAGGGUAUCGAUCCGGAGCAAAUUGCUGUUCUUGUCUUGUCUUUUAUCGAAUCCGUUGACAAAAACGAAUGUCAAAUGGACACAUUACAAUAUAUGAAUAUCAUUCAAUAUUGGACUAAAAAGCAUCCUGAUGGCGAAUUCAUGGUUAUCGUUGGUAUUCAAGUAUUCGUUGCCUUUCAAACAUAUAUCAAAGCUGACAAAAACACAGUCAAUAUAUUUUCACAUCUAUUAACGUAUUUUAAACAAAACCAAUGUUUAAAUAAUGAAAGUAUUCAGCAAUGGUAUCGAAAGGGUACACAUGGUAGAAACUACGUGGGUUACCGAGUAGCUCGUGAUAUGGCAUCAAAGUAUGCCGCUGAACAUUUCGAACUCUAA